AUGGACUCGUUAAGGACAGCAUUUGCUAAUCAGGAUAUAGAGCCGUUUUAUAUUGGGGGUAUAUCUGCAAGUGUUUCGGCAAAUGGAGAAAUAUUGGCUACGCCAAUUAAUGAAGAUGUAGUCAUAACUGAUUUAUCUACCCAUGAGAUCAUACAUAAGAUUGAAGGAGAUGGAGAACUUAUUACAAACUUACUGAUUACACCUGAUGCAAAGAAAUUAGCUAUAUUGUCUCAAUCACAACAGUUACGUAUAUUUGAUUUGAAUGAAGGUGAAAUUACUAAAACUUUCAAGAUGUCAUCACCAGUAUACAUGUCAGCUGUAGACAAAACAUCAUCAUUAUUUGCAUUUGGGGGAUCUGAUGGGGUAAUUACAGUGUGGGAUAUUGAAGGUGGAUAUGUCACACAUUCUUUGAAAGGUCACGGUGUUACAAUUUGUUCGUUGACUUUUUAUGGUGAACUUAAUUCUUCAAAUUGGAAAUUGGCCAGUGGAGAUAUCAUGGGUACUGUUAAGAUAUGGGAUUUGGUUAAAAGGAAAUGCAUUUCAACUAUAAAUGAACAUAAUUCGGCUGUUAGAGGUGUAGGAUUUAGUGAGAGUGGGGAAUAUUUCAUAACUGGUGGUAGAGAUCAAGUUGCCAUUAUUUAUAAUACCAAAAACUUCAAAGCACUUAAAACCUUCCCAGUAAAGGACCAGAUAGAAAAUGCAGGUUUCAUAGAUUUACCAUGGAGUAGGAAUAAUGAUAAUUUAUAUUUCUACACUGCAGGUUCUGAGAAUAUCUUGAAAAUCUGGAAUUUUGAUAGCGGUAAAUUAGUUGCCCAAACCAUGACACCGUUACAAACCAACGAAGAACUAAUGAUCAUCGAUGUUUUGGAAUUGGAAAACAACCGCUUAAUGCUAGUUAUUAGUGAUCAAACAUUGGCAUUUGUUGAUAUGAAUGAAUAUGAUGACGAAUCCGAAAUAGUUGAAAUACGAAUUAUUAAUAGAAUUGCCGGUAAUCAUGGAACUAUUGCAGAUAUAAGAUAUGUUGGUCCUGAAUUUCAAUUUCUUGCAUUAGCUACUAAUUCGCCAUCGUUAAGAAUUUUAAACCCAGACAGACCUUUUGAAUUGAAUAUUUGUGAGGGCCAUACUGAUUUGCUUAAUGCAAUUGAUGUUUCUCUUGAUGGAUUAUGGAUAGCCACAGCAUCUAAAGAUAAUGAAGCUAGAUUAUGGAGAUGGAAUGACAAUUCGUUUGAAGAAUAUGCGGUAUUUCAUGGUCACGCUGGUGCGGUUACAGCAAUAAGUUUACCUAAAUCUACCAACCAAGAGUUUCCACCAUUCAUCAUCACUGGGUCAAGUGAUUUGACUGUUAAGAAGUGGAAAGUUCCAAAACCCACGGGUUCUGUCCAGGUUGUUAAAACUUCAGAAUAUACAAGAAGAGCCCACGAAAAAGAUAUAAAUUCUAUAGAUAUUUCGCCAAAUGACGAAUUCUUUGCUACCGCCUCUUAUGAUAAGUUAGGGAAAGUAUGGAAUUUGGAAAGUGGUGAAACUAUUGGUGUAUUGAAAGGACACAAGAGAGGUUUAUGGGAUAUCAACUUUUGCAAAUAUGAUAAGUUGAUCGCAACUAGUAGUGGUGAUAAGACGGUCAAAUUGUGGUCUUUGAACGAUUUUACCUGCACUAAAACGUUCGAAGGACAUACAAAUGCUGUACAAAGAGUGAGAUUUUUCAAUAAAAAUCAACAAAUUAUAUCAUCUGGUGCUGAUGGAUUAGUCAAAUUAUGGGAUGUGAAAGAUUUGGCAGGUGAAUGUUUGAAAACUAUCGAUAACCACGAUAAUAGAAUUUGGGCUCUUGAUGUAAAGAAUGAUGGAUUAGAAAUUGUGACGGCUGAUGCGGACGGUCAAUUAUCUAUAUGGUCAGAUAAUACAGACGAGUUCUUGCAAGAACAAGAAGCUAUACAGAAGACUAAGGUCGAACAAGAACAAAAGUUGACCAAUUACAUCACUACCAAAGAUUGGUCUAGUGCAUUUUUAUUGGCAUUGACUUUAGAUCAUCCUAUGAGAUUGUACAAUGUGAUCAAAUCAUCUAUUAAUUUGAACGAAGAUUCCAAUAGCGCUAUUGGGUCGUUUAAGUUAGAAGCAACCAUCGGACAAUUAGUAUCGGACCAGCUUCUCAAGCUAUUCAAGAAAAUAAGGGACUGGAAUGUCAAUGGUAAGUUCUUCGAAAUAAGUCAGAAACUUAUUACAGUAAUCUUACACAAGUUUGAAAUUGAUAGCUUGAUUGAAAUUCCAGGAUUGAUGAAACUUGUCGAUUCAAUUAUUCCUUACAGUGAGCGUCAUUUCACUAGAAUUGAUGAUCUUAUCGAACAAAGCUAUAUAUUAGACUACACAGUUAAAGAAAUGGAUAAAUUAGAUUAA
Messenger RNA from Debaryomyces hansenii CBS767, 2388 nucleotides. It is a transcript of the gene UTP13, whose product is annotated as Utp13p. Lineage: Eukaryota; Fungi; Ascomycota; Pichiomycetes; Serinales; Debaryomycetaceae. The record is from RefSeq and is a predicted model, not a curated record. Gene Ontology annotation, molecular function: U3 snoRNA binding; protein binding. Gene Ontology annotation, cellular component: small-subunit processome; 90S preribosome; nucleolus. Gene Ontology annotation, biological process: endonucleolytic cleavage to generate mature 5'-end of SSU-rRNA from (SSU-rRNA, 5.8S rRNA, LSU-rRNA); endonucleolytic cleavage in 5'-ETS of tricistronic rRNA transcript (SSU-rRNA, 5.8S rRNA, LSU-rRNA). The coding region runs from base 1 to 2388 and encodes 795 amino acids. The transcript has a single exon.